Penaeus chinensis is the source of this 546-nucleotide messenger RNA. Its product is annotated as histone H1.1, embryonic-like. The record is from RefSeq and is a predicted model, not a curated record. Gene Ontology annotation, cellular component: nucleosome; nucleus. Bases 1 to 546 code for a protein of 181 amino acids. NCBI's taxonomy places the organism in Eukaryota, Metazoa, Arthropoda, Malacostraca, Decapoda, Penaeidae. Gene Ontology annotation, biological process: chromosome condensation; nucleosome assembly; negative regulation of DNA recombination. Gene Ontology annotation, molecular function: double-stranded DNA binding; nucleosomal DNA binding. The transcript has 2 exons.
AUGGUCUUUGAAGCUGUAGAGGCUCUGAAUGAUCGGAGAGGCGUCUCUCUGCAUUCUAUCAAGAAAUAUCUCCGGGACAACAAGAAAGUCGACGCCGAAGCAAAGGCUCUCUCCAUCAAGAAACAUCUCAAAGCGUUUGUGGAGGAAGGAAAACUUGUUCAAGUAGCAGGCACGGGCGCGAACGGGACCUUCAAGAUUCCUGGAAAGAAGACCACUUCACAGAAGGCGUCCACAUGCUCCAAGGUCAUCACCAAAGUUGCGAGCAGACCGAAGAUUGGAAAAAUACUAUCGGGCCAAAAAGAGCAGAGUUUUAGGAAUUUAACGAAUAUGCACCAGAGAGUAUCAAAGAAGGCUUUGAAAGGAAAGAUGGAUGAUACAAUUUUUAAGCAUAGUUCAGUAAUGAACAAGAAACUGGUCAUAAUACUUCGCGAGUUUACUGCAGUGCUAUCAAAUGCUACAAGCUUGGACGCAUUUCCCCUUCCUCCCGCAGCCACAUCUCGUAAAAGUCCAUCUCAUGUUCUUGUUUACUUAGACCCUCAGGCAUGA